CGGACCUUAAAAAAUGUUGACAAACAAAUCUCGUUUGGAAUUUGAAAUGCGAUUUUUGGAAAAAGUUUUUGUAUUUCACUGAUUUUCACUAGUAAAAUACUGAAAGUUCGUAGCUAUGAGCUCUUCCUGCGUGGCCUGCAGGACGCGCGGUUCCGGUAUGGUGGCCAUCUUUCAGCACCCAAACGGGCUAGACCAGAUGUUCUGUUCCGUAACCGGUAUAGAAGUUGAACAUGCGGACCACCUGUGCAUCCCGUGUUACGACGAUCUGAAGGCGGCCCACCUGUUUAAGCAAAAAUGCAUCCAGAACAACAUCCUUCGGGUGAGUCGUCCUGGAAGAUCAACCGCAGCUGAAGAGAAGCGUGCUUCUCCGGACAAAGAUAGCACACCCAGUACCAACACGAAAGAUGAAACAGUGCCGAUUGCCGAGAUUUCCACAACCUCCGUCGUCCGGGAAGCGGACAUUCUUGAGGAGCAUUUGUAUCUCUCUGAGGGAGAUGAGGAGGAAUCGCGAGAUGAAGAUGGCGGGGCUGAGACGGAAGUGAUGAAGAUUUCCUUGGAGAAUGUAGAAGAAGUUCCGGGGUCGUCAAUUCAUCUUGAGAAUUCUACAGCUGUGGAAUCCAAACAAGCACCUGUUCCAAGCAGUAGCGUUCAGCUGGGAAUAAAGAUCGUAGAGGCCGUCAAACUUGAGCCGAUCCAUUGCGAAGAGUGUGGCAAAUCAUUUAGCAAAACUUCUUUGUUCCAAAAGCAUGUCAAGUCGUGCCAUCAAGCCGAGUCGACUGACGAAGCAUCGGACCAACAGCAGCAGCAAGAUGAACCGGAACACGGAUCGCUGGCCACCCUGCCGACGGUGCACAAUCUGAUGUGCGAGUUUUGCUUCCAGGAGUUUCCGCAGCUGGCUGAAAAGUUCGAGCACGAAGCAAGCCACGUGAGCGAACAAAAGCCCUACAAGUGUCCGCAGUGUCGGAGCGCGUUCAAGGAUAAGGUUGGCCUGCGCAGUCACAUCCGGAUUCACUCAUCGGUGAAGCGGUUCAAGUGCCAGUUCUGCGAGAUGCGGUUUCAUCAGCGGGGAAAUUUGAAAGCUCACGAAAGGAUUCACGUCGGUGCCAAGCCAUAUCUUUGUCCUCAUUGCGGAAAAGGAUUUGCCGAAAACGGAAAUCUCAAGAAUCACAUCCGCUUCCACACCGGAGAGAAACCGUAUUCAUGCUCCCAGUGCACAAAGCGCUUCCGGACGCAUUAUUCGCGAACGAUUCACAUGCGUUCGCACAGCAACGAUCGACCCUUCAAGUGCAGCCACGCAGGCUGCGACAAGAGCUUUUAUUCGUCGGGGAAACUGAUUGUCCACCGACGCGUACACAGCGGAGAGAAACCGUACCACUGUGACACGUGUUCGGCCAAGUUUGCCGACAGCAGUGGCUUGAGGCGACACUCGAAGACGCAUUAGGUGAUCUGAAAGUACGAGUGACUCAAUUAAUACAUUCCUUUGGCAAGAAAAACAUAAAACAAGGGAUCGUUUCUUCAACAUCAGCAUCAUAAACGUGCAAAACCCAACAACCAGCGAGUGAAAAUCACGACAGAGAAGCGUUCUACGCGCAACUAGAACGCACGUACAUUAACUGUCCAAAACAUUACGUCAAAAUCAAGGUCAAAAUUGGCGAAAACGAACAGCGAGAUUGGAGACUGCUUGUUGGCUGCCGGGUAUCGCACUGGGAAGUCAUCUCGGACCACUCUGAAUCUGAACAUCUCCGCGGAUUGGUGUGAAACAAAUCGCUGGAUUCCGUGCCGUUCAAGUGCUCCGUAAUCACCUUCUGCAGGAAACGUAACCCAAUCAAGUUUGACUACCAGAUCUGCGGCACAUCAUUCCCCCGUGAGAAGUGUGUCAAGGACUUCCACGAGCUUCUUGACACGGAACUCACAUACAAGCAACACAUCUUCUUUAUCUGCCGUAUGGAGUCCCCACUACGGGAACAGUGCGGUGCGAACAGAGGCUGUGCAACGAAGAUUCAUCCGAUUUGUGCUCCGUGGGCCUUCCCUGGCGGAAUCCUUUUCGUCUGUCGAGCUACAAAAGUCGUUGUAAGCGGACAGACCUUGACAUCUCUUAGCAACGCGAAGAAAUUUCUUCCGUUCACUAGAAGAGCUGACGAUCUCAGAUUAGGAAGGCGUGUACGCAGAACUCGCUGUUUAAAAAAGGGUUUCAAACUAUACAACCAGCUUCCAGAGAAUGCUAGAAUGACAAGCAACAUAGACGAGUUUAAAGAUAGCUGCAAGGAGUUUGUAUGGCAAUGACCGUUGUGAUGAAAAUGACCCACGAUGGUACUUUAGGACGGUACGCAAUCUUCAAGGUCGGUACGCAGCAAUCUCUUGGGUUCAUUUUGGGCCUGCAAUCUGAUUGAUAACAAAUGCCUCUAAAUAUGAUUGGUAAGAGCGUCUUUAGAUGAGAUUAGAGAGAUUGGGAUGUAAGAAGUAGAGUUAAGAUUACUGGACACUCUUAAAACACUAACGUACAUUAAUUUAAAGUUAUCUGCAAAAACUGUGUAUGGGUAAAAAGAUGGGCCAACGCAGGAGUGAAAGAAAAAAAGUGCUAAAGACACCCAUGAACUGUUUUGCAUGGAAGAUCAAUCUCUUGCCCAAAGUAAAUCUUGCGUCAAACAACUAGAAAACAAGUAAACAGGAUGCGUUUCCUUGUCACAGCAAAAGCUUCCCGCGGUGAACAUAAUAAACAUAAAAUUCAAAUGAA
Molecule: messenger RNA, 2734 nt
Organism: Culex quinquefasciatus (southern house mosquito)
Lineage: Eukaryota; Metazoa; Arthropoda; Insecta; Diptera; Culicidae
Product: zinc finger protein OZF
Exons: 4
Coding region: 116-1441 (441 amino acids)
Biological process (GO): regulation of transcription by RNA polymerase II
Cellular component (GO): nucleus
Molecular function (GO): DNA-binding transcription factor activity, RNA polymerase II-specific; RNA polymerase II cis-regulatory region sequence-specific DNA binding; zinc ion binding
Source: RefSeq, a predicted model, not a curated record